CCGCCCCCGGCAGCAGGGUAGGCGGCGCCCUGGCGGCGGCAGGAAGGGGCGGGCGCGCAGGGCCGGGAGCCCGACAUGGUGGGCGCCGGGGCGCGGGGGGCGCCGGCCGCGCCGCUGCCGCCGCCGUUGCUGCUGCCGCCGCUGCUGCUGCUGGCGGCGGCCCUGCUGCGGGGCGCGGCGGCGGGAGGCCUCGCCGACAGCGUCGUCUGGGCCGUCAACGCGGGCGGCGAUGCCCAUGUGGACGUGAACGGCAUCCACUUCCGCAAGGACCCGCUCGAGGGCCGCGUGGGCCGAGCUUCUGACUACGGCAUGAAGCUGCCGAUCUUGCGGUCCAACGCCGAAGACCAGAUUCUGUACCAGACCGAGCGUUACAACGAGGAGACCUUUGGCUACGAAGUUCCCAUCAAAGAGGAGGGUGACUAUGUGCUGGUCUUGAAGUUUGCCGAGGUGUAUUUUGCACAGUCUCAGCAGAAGGUAUUUGACGUGCGCUUGAAUGGCCACGUAGUGGUGAAGGACUUGGACAUUUUUGACAGAGUUGGACACAGCACAGCUCAUGAUGAGAUCAUUCCCAUGAGUAUCAAAAAGGGGAAACUGAGUGUCCAGGGAGAGGUUUCCACAUUCACGGGGAAGCUCCACAUUGAGUUUGUAAAGGGCUACUAUGACAAUCCGAAAAUCUGUGCCCUAUACAUCCUGCAAGGAACAGUGGAAGAUGUUCCGAAGCUGCAGCCUCACCCUGGUCUGGAGAAAAAAGAGGAAGAAGAUGAUGAAGAUGAAUAUGAUGAUGGCUCCAGUGUUAAAAAACAGGCAAAUAAGAACCGGGUUCAGUCAGGCCCACGCACACCAAACCCCUAUGCCUCAGACAACAGCAGCCUCAUGUUCCCUAUAUUGGUGGCCUUUGGUGUCUUCAUUCCUACCCUCUUCUGCCUCUGCCGGUUGUGAGAGCAAGCCCCACCGAGCAUCAGCAGCGGGGCUGGGAGGGAAGGAGUUGGACCAAACACGGUUGCUUUCAAUUUCUCCAUGUUCAUAAUUUAAGGAAGAGAAGAAAAAAAAAAAGUGAUUUACUUGGAAUGAAUAGCAGAUCCAGGUAAGAGGGAGCUUACCUUCCCCCUGCCAGCAAGCAGUGAGGCCCUCGCCUUCCCCUUCGCACCACGUGCAGCCUCCAGUCCUCCCUGGAGCAUUCGAGAGUAAACUGAAUCCUGGCUGUCUGUGAAUUGGGCUGUUGGAAGCUGAUGCUAGCAGUCCCGGGCCAUGUCCCACACUGAGAGAAAGCCAUGUGCUGCAAGAUCUCUGCCUUUGCUGGGUGAAGUAAGGUUCCUAAGCAGGGAAGCAGCCCUUAAAACCAGGCCCGGGUACACAUCUUGUCCAGGAGUGGGGAAAUGUUGUGGUGCCAUGAAGGGACUAACGACUGUGAAGGACAGAGGUUGGCUCUUCAACAUCUCCCUGAGUGUUUGCAACACGAUGUACGGUACUCGCCUGCAUAAAGAUACCAAGACUCCAACUUGCUGCUCAGCCUCUGCGGAGAAGUUCCCCUCCUAAGAGUGCAAGCUGCGCCAGGAGCAGAGGGAUUUAUCUGGCCUGAUUUGCUGCACCAGUUGGGAGAGACUUUCCUAGUCUGACAAUUGUAACGGUUGAUCCAUUGCAGAGGGACUCUGCUGUAGCCUGCAAGAGGCUGGUGUUCUGUUAGCGUCUGUUCAGGAUGCACUUAUUUUCUGUACUGAUUAUGGCUUUUGUUCCCUUUAAUCUUUUUCUUUUCAAAGGUUGAUUUUAAGCUCAGUUCCUUGUCUUGCCCUUUCUAGCAAAUGACCUCUCCUUUGGGAGAAGCUGAGCCUAGAUGACCUAGAAAGGAAGUUCUGGUCUUAUUCCUCGAGCUUGCUAGCAGUUUGGCCCCUCCAUGUCUGCGACCGACCUGUGCUGUAGGACAGAGUGGUGCCAGCCUGCGGCUGCUCCCCGUGAGCACUCGUGCCCUGUCGUACAGACCAGGCCUGCCUGCAGCAGUGGGAAAUGCAGUGGAGGUGGUUAGUGUCUUCAGUCAGUAUAGGCUUUUGCAUAUCAAGGCGCUGGGUGAAGGGGCAGAUGUCCAACAUUUCAGUACUAGAGAACAAGGUGGUUUGUUGCCCUCCAGAGAUCUGGAAAUGAACAGGAUACUUGAGAUGAGGCCCAUCCGUUUCCCUGGUUGCCUGGUGACAGGCUGGUGAGCCAGGUCACCCGCGGUUCCCCAGGGAUGUUUCUGCAAGAGGCUUCUGUUUCCACAUGCAGAGCCUGUGCCUGCCUGACGGAGGCUGAGCAGCAGAACAAAAGCCCUCGCUGCGCCUGUCGAUCUCGACCUGCAGGCCCUGGGAGCUGCCCUGCCGUCCCGCGGCCUUGGCCUCUGCCGGGUGGAGCACUUCCAGCUGGCAGGAGGGCGGGAUGCUCUCCAGGGAUGCUCUUUGGGCGCAAAAGGCAUCUGGCCUGGUUAGUGGGGGUGCUGCUCGCUGCGGCUGGCUGGGUCAGCUUCGAUCCUGAUGAGCCAGGCCUAGGCGCAGAGCUCGCUUUAGCUUGUGUUACCUUCUUUUCAUAAAUACUCUCUUCACCUGGCACAGCAGCACUGAGCAGUGUCCUCCUUGCUUCUGCUGCUCCUCCUUGGACCUGAGUUUUCCUUGUGGUGGUUCUUGGGUGGCUUGGUCCUUAGCCUCUCCUCAAGCUGAGAAGGGCCAGCAGAAUUUGAGGAGAAGCCUGUCUGCUCUGCCAGGCCGAGCAGCUGAAGCCGUCGCUUCCUCCUAACCCUUGAGGUGUGAGAUGUUGUUGGCCUACGGGCUCCAGGACAGGAGCUUGGGGAGCUGUCACAGCACUGGUCCCUGUAGCAGCGCUGAACCUCAGCUUUCUGAUUGCAUACGUUGCUGCUUCGGGCCUGACCCUAAUUCUGUGUCUGUGAGCUGAACAGCAAGUUGUAGGAUCUUAAUUAACUUAUUCAUUGCACAUGUGGCAGAAGUGUGGCUGUGGUAACAGCCACAGUUCGGGAGAAGCAAGAGGGUGCCUGACCAUACUGGAGGGAGAAGGCAGGCUUUCGAGAAGGGCAGAUCUUAAGAGCAAACCUUAGGAUGCAAAGGCAAUACGCUUGAAGUUGUCUGCUUCAUCUUCUAGCUCUGGUUAAAAUCCUAGUACUCUGAAAACUCUUUAAUGCAAGCUGUUUCUGUGGUGGCAGUGCCUGAGAAGGCUUCUCAGUGUUUGUUGGGUUGCUCCAACUGGCUCACAGAGAUGUUCAGAUCUUAAUCGGUUUGGAGAAGCAUGAACUGCCCUGAUUUGUUAGGCAAAGAACCUGGCCUUGAAAGCAGGCUGCUCCAUGCAGAGCUGUUCUCCUCCAGGCCUUCUAGCUUGUGCUUUCUUUGGGCAUCCCUGAGGCAGAGACUCGCUCGCCUUUUGUGGCUCACUCACCGGUGAUCUCUGUGCCCCGCAUGGGAAAAGUGGCCUGUGCCGAGGCCUGCGCGAGCCGGAGACGGGUCUUCUAGGAGAGCUUAUUUCUGCCUUCGCUGGCAGCCAGGAUGCCGGUUCUGUGUCGUCGGGCUCCCUGAGGCAGAGCUGUGCAGGGCUCCAACUGCUGUGUUCCAGUUGCUCAGUUCGAAUGAAUUUGUUGCAUUUGAAUAAGAAGAAGGAGGAGGAAUCUUCCAGCCUUGAUGGCUUCAGCCUAGUAGUUUUGGCUCGGGUUUAUCCGUCUUUGUCACUAAUGCAAAGCUGGCAUUAGCUCUUUAGGUGACUGGGGUUUGCGGACCCUGUUACGGUGCUGUGAGCAGUUUUCUUUGGUCCGUCUCCCCGUCAGGUUUGACUCAGAUGAAGCAGUGGGGGAACACAGGAGGAUGGUGGAGACAGCGGGUCAGCCCCUCCGUGGGGAUGGCGUACGUGCUCGGUCGGCUCGCCUUUGUCACCUCCGGCACCCGCGCGCCGGUCGAGUGGGCGUUCUGCGCUGCCCGGCCCCAGCGAGGGAGAGGAGCGCGAGUCGGCUGCGCCCUUCCACCCUGGGGGCACGAGGGAGUGGCCAGGAGGGUGUUCAGCUGCGCCCAGGUGAGAACAAGGCCGCUUUGCUGCGUGGUUGCAUGGAUAGGGGCAGACGGGGCAACCUUAACGGAGCUCCUCGCUGGGGGUGAUGUUCUGGGCCUGGCUCGGGCCCUGGUGCCGUGGUGGCGAUGCCUGUUUUCAUCCUUCCUCCUCAGGCCCUCCAUGCUGUCCCAGCUGGCGGUUGUCUCCUGCAGUGUGUGUCCUCGACUCUUGUACCUUUAAGCCAGGCCUUCCGUUUUCCCUUCUGGGUGUGAGACUGGAACAACAGCUCUGGGCCUUUUGGGAAUCCCAGGUGGCAAUGAGCAGAAAGCCAAAUAAAUUCCCGUCUCUUUUUUUGGUGCCUUUAUGUUGGGCUUUGAGUAAAAGUCCGUUUGAAGAAGCUGCUUUCUUGAGGGAGCUUCUGAGGUUUCCUUUCCCAGGGACAGGCCUUCCCUGCCCGUGGUCAGCGGGGACUGGCGCGCUCUCCCUCGCUGCCGGCUCCGGAGGUCCCAGCUGAAGCACAGAACCGCCUGUGACUGCCUUGGGCUCCAGCCCUGGAGGUCAGCGGAAGGAAAGAGUAGCAGGGGUAGCAGAACUGGAAGAGCUUCUUUAGGUCUGGUCUCCCCGGGAUCUCCUGCGGGCAGGAUGGAGGCCUUCCAGGCAGCCUGGUGCCUGCUCGUCUGCGCGCCGGAGCCGGGGGAGUCUCGGCUGCCUCCUGGGCAGCCGCGUGGUGCCUGGAGCGUCUGCGUGAGGAGCGUGUCUGGCCACGGGCCCUGCCCCCCCAACCCGGGGGUGUCCCCCGCUCUGGUGGGGUGGGAAUGGGGAGCAGUGCCUUGUGCCUCAGCCUUCCCUCGAGUCGAAACGGGACGGCGACAGCCAGGGACGUGCGGCGAUGGUGGAGUCUGGGCUGGACGGCCUUUGGUGGGAAGCAGGAGGAGGGGAGGACCCGCAGAGCAGCCUCAGCCCUCGAUGCGAGACUGAUCCGCGCAGACGUACUGGGUGUUUCAGGCUGCCGAAACGUGGGAGCGAGCUGUCUGCUCCCGGCGCUCGCCCGGCUGGGAGGGAAGGCUCCUCGCUGGGAACGCGGCCGAAACGGGAGCCGGUGCCGGGCUGACUGACCUGCCGCGGCCCCUCAGCAGGCGCCGAGGUCUAACGCGCUUCACGGAUGCUCCUUGGGUCAGCCGGGAUCCUGCGGGAUUCGUCCCGGGAGCGGCUGCGGGGCAGGCGGGGGCGGGUCCAUGUCUUCCGGGACUCUGGCUUGCUCAGAGUUUAUUGCUGUAUAUUAAAUACUAUUUUUGGAGGUGGGGGGGAGGGGGAGGGCCGAGGCAGCGCUGUUGCCAGGCUGAGCGGUGGGACGCUAUUGCAGGUUAUCGAUAGGUUUUGAUUUAUUUUUUCCAAAAAGUGCUUUAUUGAGGAGAAAAAAGAAAAAAGUGCUUUCCUCCCUCCUAGAAACAGUGCUGGUGAGCAGAAACGUGAAUGACCUCCUGCAGACACCGCAGGUCUCCGCUCCAGCGGCCGUGCGAGGGGGAUCUCGAGGCCGCUCGCCCGGUGGGGGCCGGGGGCAGGCACGAAGUCCGGGUGCUCGUCUCCAGCACACGGGGUUUUGAAGGAGGAUUUUUUUUUCUUGUUACUGUCCAUUGCUUUGUGUUACGACAACUUGCAGUGACUUUUUAUUUUCCAGUUUGUUUUGCAUCGAGCUUGGGCCCCGGGUGAAAAGCACAGACGUCUGUUCCUGGUUGCAUUGGCUUUGCGAAGACUCGUUUGGGGGGGAGAGACGGGUGUGGGGGUGGGUUAUUUUAUUUUUGGUACACGGUAGCGGUUUUAUUUUGUGACUUCCCCCAGGAUGUUGGGUUGAGGGCAUGUUCUGAAUCGACUGUCUGGCAGUUUUAGCCAGCAGUGCGUUCGAGGAAAAUAAACGAGAUUAUAUUGUC
This is a messenger RNA of Dromaius novaehollandiae (emu), 5939 nucleotides long. It is a transcript of the gene MLEC, whose product is annotated as malectin. NCBI's taxonomy places the organism in Eukaryota, Metazoa, Chordata, Aves, Casuariiformes, Dromaiidae. The record is from RefSeq and is a predicted model, not a curated record. Gene Ontology annotation, molecular function: carbohydrate binding. The transcript has 5 exons. Gene Ontology annotation, cellular component: membrane. The coding region runs from base 76 to 939 and encodes 287 amino acids.